AUGAUAACCCUUCUGUUGCUUUCUUUCGUCAUUAUCUGGAUCGUUUAUAUUAAAUUGAAAUAUUUUACACUUCGUGGUCCAAUACCUGGCUUGUCUCCACAUCUUAUUUUUGGAAAUCUUAUUCAAACGGGUUUAUUGUUAGGUAAAAGAUCAAAAUGUGAUAUUUAUAUAUUUCUCAAGGAACGAUUCGGUGAUAUUUAUCAAUAUUGGCUCGGUUUUAUGCAUUUCAUUGUUAUACAUGAUAUUGACGAUGUUCAGUACAUUCUUACGCAUCGAAAUAUUUAUGAUCAAGGACAAGUAUUUUUAGAAAAAUUUAGCCUGUUAGUUCCUGAGAGUAUCAUUUGUAGCAUAGAUUUCAAAUUCAAACGACAUGGUGCUCUUACUAUGCCACUAUUUCGUCGUAGUAAAAUCAUUUCCAAUAUUAACACAAUUAUUGAUAGUACUGACAAACUAUUAGAUAGAUGGCGUGCUAGACCACAUGAUCAAGUGCAUGCAGAUAUUGUUGAACAAUGUCAAAAUCUUCUUCUUGAGAUAUUUGGAUUAAUUGCUUUUGAUUAUGAUUUAGAGGCACUUGAUAGUCAAUCUUCCAGCAAUAACAAUGAAUUGACCGUAGCCCUACUCGAUAUUAUGAGUACAUAUGAAAUGGCUCUAUAUGCACCUGGUUUUAUAUCAAUCGUCUAUAUGAAAUUGAAUACUCGAUUUCAACGAGCAAGAGCAACAGUCGAACAACAUUUUAAUAAAAUGGUUGAACAAGAGUUAGCUGAAAGUUCAGAUUCGAGAGCACAACGAAAGAAAACUUCAUUAAUCGCAUCACUUGUUAAUUCAUUACAAACCGAUGAAAAAGCCGAAGCAAAAAAAAAGGAAGAAGAUAAAAGAGGUCUUUCACGAAAAGAAGUUUUUGAUGAAGUACUCAUGUUGUUAAUUGCUGGUUAUGAAACGACUUCUACUGCUCUUGCUUGGUCUAUUUAUCAUCUAAGUAAACAGCCAAGAGUUCAACAAAAAAUCAAGACAGAAUUAAUGGAAAAUAAUCAUGGUCAACAUAUAUCAUUGGAAUAUCUUGAUUCACUUAUUUAUUUGGAUUGUUUUAUUAAUGAAGUACUUCGUUAUUCGCCAACAAUUGAUUCAACAUGUCGUUCAGUCACUGUCGACGACUGUCUUCCUAAAAGUGGUACUCGACUUUACAAAGGUGAUCAAGUAUUGAUUCCAACAUCCUCUCUUGCUCGAGACAAGCGUUAUUGGAAAAUUGAUCCUCAAUUAUUCUAUCCAGAACGAUUUCUUAAUGAAGAUAAAAAUCAUCAUCCAUAUGCAUUUCUGCCAUUUGGAGGUGGUCAUCGUCAAUGUCUUGGACGAGAUUUAGCUCUCUUCGAACUAAAAGUAAUUCUAGCUCGUAUGUUACAACAAAUAACAAUCGGUGAUGGUGGUUCUGAAGUAAAUGCAGGUGGAUUUAUUCAGAAAUUGACUUUAUUACCUAAACAUGUCGGAAUCACUAUUAAAUUUCAUUGA
Molecule: messenger RNA, 1503 nt
Organism: Rotaria sp. Silwood1
Lineage: Eukaryota; Metazoa; Rotifera; Eurotatoria; Philodinida; Philodinidae
Source: the annotation of a GenBank genome assembly